UAUUCGUCUACGAUAAUUCGGAGAUAAUUUGAAGCAUCGUCAUGCCGCCGAAAGUUAGUGGUAAAGCUGUGAAGAAAGCUGGUAAGGCUCAGAAGAACAUUAGUAAAGCUGACAAGAAGAAGAAGAGGAGGAGGAAGGAAAGCUACGCUAUUUACAUCUACAAGGUGUUGAAACAAGUACACCCUGACACCGGUAUAUCCAGCAAAGCGAUGAGCAUCAUGAACAGUUUCGUCAAUGAUGUCUUCGAACGCAUUGCAGCAGAAGCAUCAAGAUUGGCGCAUUACAACAAACGUUCUACAAUUACAUCUCGUGAAAUCCAAACUGCUGUAAGACUCCUACUUCCCGGAGAAUUAGCAAAACACGCAGUCAGUGAAGGCACCAAAGCAGUCACCAAGUACACCAGCUCAAAAUAGACAGUCACAAACUAUUUAAAACAAAAACGGUCCUUUUCAGGACCAAAAAAUUUUCAAACAAAAUGGAACAUUUUUACU
Bombus pascuorum is the source of this 491-nucleotide messenger RNA. RefSeq names its product histone H2B-like. The transcript has a single exon. Gene Ontology annotation, molecular function: protein heterodimerization activity; DNA binding; structural constituent of chromatin. The record is from RefSeq and is a predicted model, not a curated record. The coding region runs from base 42 to 413 and encodes 123 amino acids. Lineage: Eukaryota; Metazoa; Arthropoda; Insecta; Hymenoptera; Apidae. Gene Ontology annotation, cellular component: nucleosome.